AUAAGAAACACGAGAGAGCACAAGGCUAGGAAUGUAAUGACGAACAAGAGCUUGCAGUGCAUCGGCCUUUUCUUUGGAGGAGACUAUCUCAGUUCACUUCGCUCGCUAAUAUUUGAAAAAUGCGAAUAGCUCAUAAGAAAAGCCGCAAACAUUCGAUGAAACAGUGUCGCAUUGGUAAUAAUUCAAUGGAAAUGUCGUAUGAAGAGACUUUGGUUCUCGAAAUCAAACUUUCUGUAUCAAUCACUUUCCAACAAUGUCGAGAUCUGUCGGAGCUUGUGGUUCAAAGGAAAAACUAUUGGGCACACUAAUUUAGGUCAAAGGCUGAAGUUUGCUCUGCUGUUGCACACACUGAGCUCACUUAACAAAUUCUCUUCUCGGGCACAAAACCUCAUA
Messenger RNA from Plasmopara halstedii, 393 nucleotides. RefSeq lists its product as uncharacterized. Lineage: Eukaryota; Oomycota; Peronosporomycetes; Peronosporales; Peronosporaceae. The transcript has a single exon. The record is from RefSeq and is a predicted model, not a curated record. The coding region runs from base 120 to 308 and encodes 62 amino acids.